Molecule: messenger RNA, 1056 nt
Organism: Symbiodinium sp. CCMP2592
Lineage: Eukaryota; Dinophyceae; Suessiales; Symbiodiniaceae
Source: the annotation of a GenBank genome assembly
AUGGCAUUGGGACCCCUUGUUGCUUCGAUAAGUGGCUUGGCUGCGGUGGCACUGCUCAUCUCGCGCGAAAUUGGCGGAUAUGACAGGCCGGAUCGUUUCGUCAUAGUCACCUCUCCCAGCACUCGGAAUGUGUUGUGGGCCCCCCUGCCGUCCUUACACGACCUCACCUUGCCUGUGAAGGACCGAUGGAUCCCAGAUGCACAGAUUCUCAUCGACGGAAAAGCCAGUAAGUGCUGGGGGUGGACGUGCUCUGAGCAUUCAGAUCGUGGUCUGGAAGAACCAACGGGGCUAGCGCUCUACCAGAGAGGUGGGGGAACUGCUUGGCUCUACAUCUCGGACCCGAAAGUCGGCUUUCUCUACCGAUAUGAGGUCUCUUCGACCUGGCGUGGCCUACAAGCCGAUUCCCAGCAGCUUGUGGCCAGUGAUCUGAAGGACAGUGCACACUGGCUGGCAGUUGACAGCUACGGGAACUUGUUCUACACAGAUGCCAAGGCUGGAGUCAUCUCAAUGAUCAGCUCCGAGGACAUGUCCAAGGGCAUUCCGAAGGGGAGGACCCUUGUGAGCUCGGAGAAGCUGAAACAUGUCGCCGGGCCUGCUGGCAUCGCAGUGGAUGCUAUGGAUGUGUACUGGGCCAAUCUGAAGGGCGACCAGAAGAAAGGCACUUUGCUCAAGGCUGAGCAAGUGUCCGCUGGCAAGGCGAAAUCUGCCACAAUCUUGUCCGGGACGAGCGAUAUGUACCAGGCGAUGGUCAAGGAUGUUUGCCUGGCGGGCAGCAACGUGUUCUUCACCGGUGAUGGGGAAUCGCUGUUCGCAGUCAAGGCAGACGGUUCCGGCAACGUGACGGAAGUGGCGCGAUUGCAGCAGCCGCGGGGCUGUGCCUAUGACAAGGAAAACACGCUCUUCGUUGCUGACAGCGGGAGAAACGCUGUGGUUUCGCUUCCCGCCAACAUGGUGAACCCUCGUGCCGUGAACAAGCUGCAAGUUCGUGGGACCUGUGGGCUUUGGAUCUUAAGCAUGCUUGCGACCUUACUCGUUUCUCCCGUGGAUGCGAGGUGA